CUCUAGCAGCCUGCAACAAAAGCUGCUCCCAGUUUACAACUUGCCCCACGAGGAAGGGGAUGAGUCAGGUUUGGAACUUUUGGAGCCACGACUUUGGCAAACUGUUGAGUUUUUUGGGGUCUUUUGCCAGCUUUCAGGACCAAGUGUGUUACGGCUUGUGCUAGUGAUGAAGGUGACUUGUUUGAAGUUUGCAGUCAUGUCAAAGGUGAAGGAUUAUACCUGGCGCAGGAAUUUUGGUCUUCAGUUUAAGGACUUUUUGAGCAGCAUGUGAGUGUUUUUGUCCUUUAAUGCAUCUUUGGGGAUAGAGUGCCAUGCUAUUCCUCAGCAGUGGGACGGUGGACGCUACCGUUGGGCAUCAAACCACAUUUCACAUCCCUCUGGCUCUGAAGGAAACCCAGGGUAAUGCUCCGGUGUCCGAGCUAGGAAUGGGCUGGGUCACGCAAACCCUGGUAGACGGUUGCCAACCAGGAGAGGAGCUAAUCGUGCCAAUGGAGGACUUUCCUAUCCUUUGUAGGACACCCCAGGACCUCGACAGGUGGCCAUCCUUGAGAGCUGGGAGUCUACGCCCAGAGGUGGUUGUGGAGGAAAAUGAGGAGGAGGAGGUAGAGGUGAAAAUGAGGACUGACGCGUUUAUGAGACGGCCCUUCAAGAUAUCAGGUAACUCAUCAGAGCGAAGUAGUAGCACCCAGGAGGAGUGUAUUGCGGGUUCGCAGCAGUACCACGUCAACGUCUACGCCACAGGGCUCGCGUUUGGCGGCCAUGGCGCCCUCACAGGACACACGCUGCCUCGGGCAGUGCUGCGGAGGUCCCAUCAGGAUGGAGCCUCGCUGGGCAGGAGGAUUAUGAGUAUGUAUGGCGAACCAGAGGAGCAGCAACAAGAUUCUCAACCUGAACGCCUCCGGAGACCGAGGAGCGUGUGCAUGCUGGCAGGCCCCGGCCCGGUCCUGGUGGAGCAGCGCAACCAAAACUCCCUGAAAAGGACCGGUGAGGUGGAAGGCAGCCAGUUGUACAGGAGCAGGAAAGCUGAGCUGAGGGUUGUGGACGGUCUCAAUCUCGUUGCGCUUCAGCGGGCCCCAGUUCCCGCAGAGGUGAUCCCCAGGGUUUGCCACAGAAGCGUGAAGACGAGGCCGCUUAGCAUGACCGUGCUGGAGCUGAGAAAAAGGGCCUCUGAUGAUGACAUAAGCAGGCAGCAGAGCAGAAACCACACAGGCCUGGACGCAGGGAACUUUCUUAAAGGAGCUUUCCGUUGGAGGCUGUUUGGUAAAAGUGUUCAGGAUAAAAACAGGGAGAGCGACGGAGACAAAUGUGUGAAAUCGUCUCCCAUAAUCAAAUCAGAUCCUCCAAAAAGUACACUGAGCUCAUUGAGACGCAGUCUCAGCAUGCGCAUCCGUAGGACUCGGCCCAGAGACAAAGUCACUACAGGAUCCGAGGGAGAUCCGAAGGAAAGCUGUCAAAGCAAACCGGCAAUGCCGCCUCAGCCUUUCUCCUACCUCACGGGGAGAACGCUGCCUUCUUCCGCCGAGCAAAUAGAGGACACCGGGGGCAUGCAGUACAUUCAGUACCGCAGCAGGGGCAAAGUCAAGGUGAUGGAGGUCCCCCUGUGCCCAGCAAAACUAGCUAAACCAGCUCAAGAGGAGCCCAGCUUGUGGCAGCUCAUCGCUAACCGCUUCAGGAGGAAAGAGCAGCCUGGCAGCGUAAAAUGCGGAGCGAAAGACACAGGCCUGCAUGUGCUGACUCGGAAUAAUAAGUCACUGCCCGUCGCCAUAGAGACACUGGCCGACAACGAGUCCCAUAAAGGUCAAGACUCUUUUGUCAAUAGCCAAGAAUGGACGCUGAGCCGGUCUGUGCCAGAACUGAAAGUGGGUAUUGUGGGAAAUCUCUCCAGUGGCAAGUCCGCUUUAGUCCACCGCUACUUGACAGGCACGUACGUGCAGGAGGAGUCUCCCGAAGGUGGGCGCUUCAAGAAAGAGAUUGUGGUGGACGGGCAGAGCUAUCUUCUACUAAUCAGAGAUGAAGGAGGGCCUCCAGAGCUACAGUUUGCAGCAUGGGUGGACGCGGUGGUCUUUGUCUUCAGCCUGGAGGAUGAGAUCAGCUUCCAGACGGUCUACAACUACUUCUUGCGUCUGUCCAGCUACAGGAACACAGCCGAGGUGCCCAUGGUCCUCGUGGGGACACAAGAUGCAAUCAGUGCCGCCAACCCCAGAGUGAUCGACGACUCGCGGGCCAGAAAGUUGUCCAAUGACCUGAAGCGCUGCACAUACUACGAGACCUGCUCCACCUACGGCCUCAACGUGGAGAGAGUCUUUCAGGAUGUGGCCCAGAAGGUGGUGGCCAUGAGGAAAAAGCAGCAGCUCUCCAUCGGCCCGUGCAAAUCACUGCCCAACUCACCCAGCCACUCGUCCGUCCCCGCCGCCUCCAUCCCCUCCGUUCACAUUAACCAGGCGGCGAACGGCGGGUGCGCGUUCAGCGACUACUCCUCCUCCGUCCCGUCCACCCCCAGCAUAAGCCAGCGGGAGAUGCGCAUAGAGACCAUCGCUGCCUCCAACACGCCCACGCCCAUCCGCAAGCAGUCCAAGCGGCGCUCCAACAUUUUCACAUCGCGGAAAGCCAGUGAACAAGCAAAGAGCGUUGAGAGUAAGACAGACAGCAUAGGCAGUGGAAGGGCCAUUCCCAUCAAACAGGGAAUCCUCCUGAAGCGAAGUGGCAAAUCCCUCAACAAGGAGUGGAAGAAGAAAUACGUCACCCUGUGCGAUAACGGCGUCCUCACUUAUCACCCCAGCUUACACGACUACAUGCAGAAUGUGCACGGAAAGGAAAUCGACCUUCUCCGGACCACGGUCAAAGUUCCCGGCAAGCGACCCCCGAGAGCGGUGGCCACGGUAGCCCCCACCGCAAGCCCCAAGACCAACGGGCUCACCAAGGACCGCAGCGCUCUGCAGCUGGGCAUCGGGAGCACAGGCGCUCCUCACUCCAACAGCAGCACGUCUCUUCAGACGGGCGCGUCCGUAUUUGCAGGCAGCAAAGACGGGAUGCACCAGCGCUCCUUCUCCGUGUCCAGUGCUGACCAGUGGAACGACGCCAUCAACACCAGCACGAGCAGCGCGCCACCUAAUGGAACAAGUGACCAGACCAGUUGCGGUGCGGGCAGCGCCACCAGUCCAAAGCUUGAGCCGCCUCCAUCGCCACACGCCAACCGCAAGAAACACAGACGGAAAAAGAGCACGGGCAUCACCAAGCCAGAUGGUUUAUCCGCAGGCAACGAAGAACAAGAGGAUUCCUUCGAGUUCAUCAUCGUCUCGUUGACCGGACAGACGUGGAACUUUGAAGCAUCCACGUACGAGGAGCGUGAGCUUUGGGUGCAGGCCAUCGAGAGUCAAAUCUUUGCUAGUCUGCAGUCUUGUGAGAGCAUCAAGAACAAGUCUCGAUUAGGCAGCCAAAGCGAUGCCAUGGCCAUUCAAUCCAUACGGAACGUGAGGGGAAACAGCUUCUGUGUGGACUGCGAUGCACCAAAUCCAGACUGGGCCAGUCUGAACCUGGGCGCCCUGAUGUGCAUCGAGUGUUCAGGCAUCCACAGGAACCUGGGCACUCAUCUGUCUCGCGUGCGCUCGCUGGACCUGGACGACUGGCCUGUGGAGCUCAGCAUGGUGAUGACGGCCAUCGGGAACGCCAUGGCCAACAGUAUUUGGGAGGGGGCCCUGGAGGGCUACAGCAGGCCUGGAAGCGACAGCACCAGGGAGGAGAAGGAGCGCUGGAUCCGCGCCAAAUACGAGCAGAAGCUCUUCCUGGUGGGCCUGCCCCAGUCCGACGUGCCCUUGGGCCAGCAGCUCCUGCGGGCGGUGGUGGAGGACGACCUGAGGCUGGUGGUGGUCCUGCUGGCUCACGGCACCAAGGAGGAGGUCAACGAGACGUACGGCGACGGCGACGGACGCACGGCGCUGCAUCUCUCCUGCGCCAUGGCCAACGUGGUCAUCACACAGCUGCUCAUCUGGUACGGCGUGGACGUGAAAAGCCGGGACGCCCGCGGCCAGACGCCGCUGUCCUACGGCAGGCGAGCCGGCAGCCAGGAGUGCGCCGACAUCUUGCUCCAACACGGCUGCCCCAACGACGCCGGCGGUCUGACGUCGACGCCCGCAGGAGGAAACAUCAGCAACCGCAACGCCAACCCCAACAUCAACAACAACGCUCAGUGCGAGCUGAACCGCAGCAUCAGCAUCAUGUAGACUAACUCCGCCCCCUCGUCUCCACGAUGGACUUUUUCUUCUUGGUCUUGGAGCUUUAAAUGUUGUUUUUUUUUCCCUUUCACCUCCAUGUAACUAAUCGUGCGCCAGGAGAAUGAAACGCUCCGAAUAACGACAACAAACACUCAGCAAAUAAUGGCGAGGUGAAUAAAGGAGGUGAUUGGAAGGAAGGCGACGACCGUCCUCGACGUAACGCGCACGUGACCGACUGAAGGAAUGAAGACGCCGCCGAUGUUUUAUGGCCACGCCGUAGCCUCUUCAAUCACCACUCAUUCACACUUGAUUGAGAGCGUCGGUUUGGUGUCAUUACCACGUCUUUGUCGCCAGACGCCACUUUGUGUGAUGACAGUGAGUCCCAUGUACAAGUGAGUGACCUCAUCAGCUGUGUAUUUUUAGCCUCAUUAAAACCCAACGUAAGCCCCUCCUCUUUGCGUCCGCGCCACCUUUCCUGUCAGCCUGCGAAGCAAAAAGAUGCGUUGGAGUGACUCCAGAUGAGACGUUCAGGUGCAAACGAAGCCAAUGUUGAAUUUUUACAUUUUUUUUGUUGAGUUUUGAAGGCGGAGGCCACAAAGUUCACACUGUGACCAAUUUGUGCUUUUUCCUCCGCGUUCACCGGCCUUUCGUGAGGGUUACCGUGGCGACUGUUCUUUAACGCACAACACAAUUCUUUUGUCUAGUUUGCUAAUCAAGAACAACUUUUUUAUUAUUAUUUCAUCACUAAGGGAGGAAUUUAGUAGGAUUUUGGACAAAAAUGUAAAGUUUGGGCGAUUUAAACAAAAGGAAAAAAAAAAUUUUUGCGUUUGCUUACGUUAUCUGUUGGAUGAAUGCAGCUGAGAUAGGCUCCAGCACCCCCCGCGAGCCCUGAAAGGGACAAGCGGUAGAAAAUGGAUGGAUGGAUGAAAAGCACGUAUCACGUUUCUGUCUUCAAUUAUAGAAAUUAUUGUAUGCUACAAACUAUUUUUGGUAAGAAAUGUAAGUUCAUAUGGUUUUUGUACAUCUGGAUUUUAAACUUUUUAUUUGGAUUACAUUUGUUUCCCCAAAAAAAAUGUUUAAUGCUGAAAUGUUUUCACGUAAAAAUAUAUUUUUUUGUCAAAUUUCAUUUCGGCUGUUUUUAUUUAGAAAAACAAUUUGGAAUUGAAUUUUUUUUUUCUCCAAACAGCAAAGCAUUUUGUAUCCUGAACACUGUUCAUUGAAGAGUAAGUCAUUUUUAUAUAGCGCUUUUUCUCUAAUGACUCGAAGCGCUUUACAGUGUGGAACCCAUUAUCUAGAGGUUGAACUACAAUUAGGCCAGUGUGGGUGACGUGUCUUGCCCAAGGACACAACGGCAGUGACUAGGAUGGCAAAAGCUUGAUUCAAACCAGGAAGUUUUCUGGCCGGCCGCUCUACCACCUGAGCCAUCUCUUCUUGAAAAACAAUUUUUUUUGGGGAAAAAAAUGUAAGAUACAAAAAUCGUCUAAAUUUUAAAAAAUGUAUUUGGAUCCUUGUUCUUGCUCACAAAAAAAUGUUGAAACAGAAAAUUUUAAUUCCAGAUUUUUUUUUACGGAUUAACAAAUCCAUUUUUUAACAGAACAUUAAGGAGCUGAAAAUCUAAUAUUUGCAUUGUGUAACAUAACGCUGGCACCUUUAUUGUUGUUUUAUCUUGAAAAACUAUUGUGGAAAAUAUAUAAGUUAAAAAAAAAUGUUUAUCUGAAUUUUCAACUUUUUAUUAGGAUUUUUUUUUUCUUUUUGUCUGAAAACAACUUUGGAACUGAAAUAAUAAUUGUAGAAUUUUUUUCAAAUAGAAAUUUCAUUUUUCUCAUCUUUUUUUUUAUAUAAAAAUAUAUUUUUGGAUCUGUUUUUGUUUUUUUCCUUCUAAGAAUUCAACUUUUUUGAACAAAACACAAAAUUACAUUUCCAAAAUGGUCAUUCUAUUUCCAAUUCUUAAAUGCAAAUCAAAAAACACAUUUCAGACCAUUUUUCCUCUUUUCAUUUCUGAAACAAAAGUUGGACAACUGUUUAAUGACACUUUUUAAAAGGACAAUAGAACUCCCGCUGAACAAAGAUGUUAGCGUUAUGCUAAAAACAUGCUAAACGUGAAGGAAAAGCUAAAAUACUGCUUCCGGUUCAAUUUGUCUCACACACAUAAACACGCAUUUUUGCAUUUUGGAUGAACAUAUAUUAGAUUUUUGUGUUUAUCUGGAAAAAAUAAAAUCCAUAAAAGGAAAACAUCUCAAAAUCCAGUUUCAAGGCAAUAUUUUAAUGAAAAUCAACUCUCUUUUUGUUUGUUUUAAAAUCUGCCGUAUAUAAUAAAAAAAAGAAAAACGGCCCUAAUUUAGUUUUUUUUAUUUACGUUUCAGAUUUUGAAAUAGAAUGUACGGAAGGUACACGGACCACAGAUGUUAGUGUUAUGCUAAAAACAUGCUAAACGUGAAGGAAAAGCUAAAAUACUGCUUCCGGUUCAAUUUUUCAUCACACAGAUAAACACACAUUUUUGAAUUUUGGAUGAACAUUUAUUCUAUUUUUGUGUUUAUCUGGAAAAAUACAAUCCAUAAAAGGAAAACAGCACAAAAUCUAAUUUUAUGGCAAUAUUUUAAUGAAAAUCAACCACAAUCUGCCAUAUAUAACAAAAAUUUAAAAACUGCCCUAAUUUUGUUUUUUGAUUUGCGUUGCAGAAUUGGAAAUAGAAUGAACGGAAUGAGUACGGACCCAAAAUGUUUUGUUUUUUGGUUAAAAGUUAUAUAAAUAAAUAUUUAUCUCAAAUAAGCCUACCGCCCGAAUGGAGCUGAGAUAGGCUCCAGCACCCCUCGCAACCCCAAAAGGGACAAACAGUAGAAAAUGGAUGGAUGGAAGUUUUCUUUUCAUAUUAAAAAAAUGGUCUAUCCAUCCCAUCCAUUUUAUACCGCUUGUCCCUUUUGGGUCUAAUUUUUGAUUAUUUAAUUUUUUUUAUGCAGAGCGUUUUAUCUUGACAGUUUCAUAUCUGAAAACUGAAAUUCCAAGAUAGAUGUUUUCUUAUUGUCCAAACCGAACCAUUUUAGUCCGAUGAAUUAUUUCCUUUCUUGGCCAAAUCAACAUUUUGUGACUGAAUUUGAAAGUGAAAUAAGUUCUUAAACAAACCCUCUUGAUAAAAGUGACGAUGCGUGCUUUUUUUCCAUCGGACCGCAGUGAUAACAAGCAGGUUUGUUUCCAAAGACCCAAACAGGCCAUGGGGUGACUUGGUCAUUUCAGCAAACUGCUGCUUUAACCGUGACUUUAAUGUCUCACAAGCAGAACUGAGGAGACUUUAGUCAGGGAACGUUCCCACAAAGAUUCCAUGUUUGCAGCCACGGACUCCAGCAGAUUGCAUUGUUAGACGUACUGUAACUUUGUACUGUAAUACUGGCCUUAUUGUUAUUUAGGACUUGUUUAUUCCAAAUAGUGUAGUCAGCGUAUUUGUCCCCCCUCAACAUUGAAGUCUUGUAAAUAUUUGAUGGAACAAAACUGCUUUUGGCUCAAAAAGCCUCUUGAACCACAAGCCAUAUUUUCAUAUGUUGCUUUUGUUUGUUUCUCCAUUUCUGUUUGGAACGGUACUCGCCAUGUUUUGGCCCCAACACGGCCAUCUUUGCUACUUGUGUAUAAUGAUGUACAUUUGACAUAUUUAUAAUGCAGUAUGUAAAUAUUUUUUAUUUGGGUUCGUUUCUUGUUGAUUUUUCUUAUUUCUUUAUGACGUUGAAGCAAAAAGCUAAAGAGUAAAACUUGUUGUGUGCUUGGCUGACUGUUGACUCAUUAAUAAACAUUCAAUAAAACCAUGCAGCCUUCCCCUCCUUCAGGGGAAAACAAGUACUGCACGCUA
This is a messenger RNA of Entelurus aequoreus (snake pipefish), 8046 nucleotides long. It is a transcript of the gene agap3, whose product is annotated as ArfGAP with GTPase domain, ankyrin repeat and PH domain 3. The record is from RefSeq and is a predicted model, not a curated record. Bases 312 to 4220 code for a protein of 1302 amino acids. Gene Ontology annotation, molecular function: GTP binding; GTPase activator activity; protein binding. Gene Ontology annotation, cellular component: nucleus. The transcript has 18 exons. NCBI's taxonomy places the organism in Eukaryota, Metazoa, Chordata, Actinopteri, Syngnathiformes, Syngnathidae.